Molecule: messenger RNA, 2484 nt
Organism: Cordyceps fumosorosea ARSEF 2679
Lineage: Eukaryota; Fungi; Ascomycota; Sordariomycetes; Hypocreales; Cordycipitaceae
Product: pre-mRNA splicing factor SYF1
Exons: 3
Coding region: 1-2484 (827 amino acids)
Biological process (GO): generation of catalytic spliceosome for first transesterification step; mRNA splicing, via spliceosome
Cellular component (GO): Prp19 complex; post-mRNA release spliceosomal complex; U2-type catalytic step 2 spliceosome
Molecular function (GO): protein binding
Source: RefSeq, a predicted model, not a curated record
AUGACAGCCAUGGUAGCAAACGGACAGGCGCACCAGCGCCAGAACCUUCACCUUGUGACGAACGAGGACUCUGUCUACGAACAGGACAUAAUUCGCGACCCGUCAAGUGUCAAGCCGUGGCUUGUGUAUAUUGAGUUCAAGUCCCGCUAUGGAACUCCGCAUGAGAAAUCUUUCGUGAUGGCACGCGCCUGCGCCCAGCUGCCACGGUCGUAUAAGCUUUGGAAGAUGUUUUUGCAGUUUCGUGUCAAGCAUGUUUCGAAGUUGAACUCCGCCAUGUUCAAUAACGAAUACAACAAGGUCAACGCGCUCUUCGAACAGGCCCUCAUUCUGCUCAACAAGAUGCCUCGAAUUUGGGAAAUGUACCUCUCUUUCCUGAUGAAGCAACCGAUGGUGACAACAGUCCGCCGAGUUUUUGACCGAGCCCUCCGCGCGCUUCCGAUUACACAACACAACCGCAUCUGGGCCCUGUACAUCCCAUUUGCCAAUGCCGCGUCGGGCGAGACUGCGGUCAAAAUCUGGCGCCGCUACAUGCAGGUACAUCCUGAGCAUGCUGAGGAUUUCAUCGAACUUCUCGUUAAUAAUGAGUUGUACACGGAGGCUGCGACGACUUACAUCAAGAUUCUCAAUAAUACGCGGUUCGUAAGCAAACAAGGAAAGGGUCACUUCGAGCUGUGGAACGAGCUGGUGGAAUUGCUUGUGAGCCACGCCAACAAAGUCCAGUCUGGCCACGAGACUGGUAUUGAUGUCGAGGCCAUUAUUCGGAGUGGAAUUUCCCGAUUUUCAGACCAGCGAGGCAAGCUUUGGGCUGGUCUGGCAACCUACUGGAUUCGAUGCGGUAGUUUCGAACGUGCUCGCGAUACCUUUGAAGAAGGCAUCACCAGCGUCAUGACCGUCCGCGACUUUACGUUGAUCUUCGAUUCCUAUGUGGAGUUUGAAGAGUCUGUAAUUGGCGCCCUGAUGGAAAUGGCGACUGCCCGCGGCCAGAAAGGUAUUGACGACAAAGAAGCAGACUUUGAGCUCGAUAUUCGCAUGAUGCGAUUCGAGCACCUCAUGGACCGACGCCCGUUCCUCCUCAAUGACGUGCUACUCCGACAGAAUCCUAACCAAGUGCUGGAAUGGGAGAAGCGAGUGGCUCUCUGGGGCGACAACAAGGUCGAGGUGGUUCAGACCUACACAGACGCUAUUGCUAAAAUUCAACCGAAGCAUGCAAUCGGCCCUUUUCACCAGCUUUGGACGAACUAUGCAAAAUUUUACGAGGCAGGAGGCGAUAUCCGCAAUGCUCGAACUAUCAUGGACAAGGCUGUCAAAGUGCCAUUCAAGUCAGUGGCGGAGCUAGCAGACAUGUGGAUUGAAUGGGCUGAGAUGGAGCUCCGGAACGAAGAAUUCGACGAGGCUGUCAGAAUUAUGGCCAAGGCUGUUCAGGCCCCGAAGCGAUCGAAUGUCGACUACUUUGACGAAACGCUCUCACCACAGCAGCGAGUUCAUAAGAGCUGGAAGUUGUGGAGCUUCUACGUUGAUCUCGUUGAGAGUGUCUCGACGUUGGAAGAUGUGAAGAAGGUUUACGAGCGCAUUUUCGAGCUCCGCAUUGCCACUCCCCAGACUGUGGUCAACUAUGCCAACCUGCUGGAGGAGAAUGAGUACUUUGAGGAGUCAUUCAAGAUUUACGAAAGAGGCCUGGAUCUGUUCAGCUACCCCGUGGCUUUUGAGUUGUGGAACAUGUAUUUGACCAAGGCUGUGGACCGCAAGAUUGGCAUCGAGCGACUGCGUGACUUGUUCGAGCAGGCAGUGGAAGACUGCCCGCCCAAGUUUGCCAAGACCAUCUACUUGAUGUACGGCAACCUGGAGGAAGAGCGAGGGCUGGCACGCCAUGCUAUGCGCAUCUACGAGCGUGCUACCAGGGCCGUGUCGGACGAAGACCGGGCCGACAUGUUCAACUUUUACAUCACCAAAUCGGCGUCCAAUUUCGGGCUUCCCUCUACACGACCAAUUUACGAGCGUGCCAUUACGGCGCUGCCAGACGAGGAAGCCAAGGACAUGUGCCUCAAGUUUGCGGACAUGGAGAAGCGCCUCGGCGAAAUCGAUCGCGCGCGAGCCAUCUUUGGCCAUGCCUCGCAGUUUUGCGACCCACGCACGAACGCGGAUUUCUGGAGCAAGUGGGAAGCGUUUGAGGUGCAGCACGGCAACGAGGACACAUUCAAGGAGAUGCUACGCAUCAAGCGUAGCGUCCAGGCACAGUACAACACGGAUGUCAACUUUAUCGCCUCGCAGGCCCUGGCAAAGAGCCAGGCCGCGGCAGCGGCGGCGGGCCGGGAAAUGGACACGGACACGCAGGACGCCAUGGCAGCGCUCGAGAGGCAAGCACGCGCACCGCAAGGUUUCGUGGCCGCCAGCACGGGACCGGUGGGCGGCGGUGUGCAAGACAGCAAGCCAGCUGUGGCGGCCAAUCCAGAUGCGAUUGACAUCGACAGUGGCGAUGACGAGUAA